GUGUCUGAUUUUUUAGGGCGCAUAUUGUUUUUUUGUGAUUCUUGGACUAAAAUUACCGUAAUUAAAAAAAACAAGGAUUGUGGUCAAUUAAUGAUUUAUUGGCGUUAGAAUAAAUAACUGUGCGGGGGUUGAUUGCCGGCUCUCUAUUUUACCAAACCGAAAAAUCAUUGCCAACCCCCCAGUGCGAAAAUCCGAAAAUAAAAAUUUGUGACAUGUGUUUUACAUAAUUUCGUGGAAAAGACUGUGUUAGGUUGACCCAAUAAUGCCUUGAUUAGUCUUCCAAAAAAUGGCUCGUAAAAGCCAUGACCCUGUUUCGAGUCAGCUGAGCAACACUCAGAUCGUCCUCACUAGUCUGUGUGCGGGCGCCAUAGCGGGGGCCCUCGCCAAGACCACGAUAGCCCCCUUGGACCGCACAAAAAUCAACUUCCAGAUCAGCAACAAACCCUAUUCAACUCGCAAGGCGUUCAAGUUUCUGCGACAAACGUACCACCAGCACGGGUUUCUGGCCCUAUGGAGGGGCAACAGUGCCACCAUGGUGCGCAUUGUGCCCCAUGCCGCCAUCCAGUUUACCGCACACGAACAGUGGAAGAAAAUUCUCAAUGUGGACAAUACAAACAAGUCCCCCAGGAAAUUGUUCCUGGCGGGGAGUCUCGCGGGGGCCACUUCGCAAUCUCUCACCUACCCACUUGAUGUGGCGAGGGCUCGAAUGGCUGUCACGAAUAAGCAGGAAUACGCGACUUUGAGACAAGUUUUUUAUAAGAUUUUUUACGAAGAGGGAAUCACAGCGUUCUAUAAGGGGUACAUACCCACCAUUGCGGGGGUCGUGCCCUAUGCAGGGGUCUCGUUUUUUACUUAUGAUACCUUGAAAAUGCUCUAUAGAGAAUAUACGAAUUUAGAUUGUGAUGCUCGUUUAAAUCCUGUCAUUAGUCUCGGUUUUGGGGCUAUCGCAGGAAUGUUGGGUCAGUGUAGUAGCUAUCCGUUAGAUAUUGUAAGAAGACGAAUGCAGACUGAUACUCAAGGAAAAUAUAAUUCAAUUAGAGCAACUCUUAAAAUAAUUUAUAAGGAAGGAAUAAUCGGGGGUUUUUACAAAGGUUUGUCCAUGAACUGGAUCAAAGGCCCCAUCGCGGUUGGAAUAAGCUAUUCCAGCUACGACAACAUAAAAAACACGUUACGUCAAUUAACAGCGAAAUAUAAUAGAAAGUUUUUGUAGUAAUUUUUAUAUAUUAUUGUAUUGUUUGUUAUCGGAAUGUUGAUUAUUUAACAGGAUUUAUACAUUUUGUUACACUGGAAUAAAAAAAUGGAAAAGUGUG
Molecule: messenger RNA, 1310 nt
Organism: Tribolium castaneum (red flour beetle)
Lineage: Eukaryota; Metazoa; Arthropoda; Insecta; Coleoptera; Tenebrionidae
Product: mitochondrial coenzyme A transporter SLC25A42
Exons: 5
Coding region: 287-1210 (307 amino acids)
Biological process (GO): transmembrane transport
Source: RefSeq, a predicted model, not a curated record